Messenger RNA from Phlebotomus argentipes, 1526 nucleotides. RefSeq names its product alpha-tocopherol transfer protein-like. The record is from RefSeq and is a predicted model, not a curated record. The transcript is spliced from 5 exons. Lineage: Eukaryota; Metazoa; Arthropoda; Insecta; Diptera; Psychodidae. Gene Ontology annotation, cellular component: membrane. The coding region runs from base 163 to 1089 and encodes 308 amino acids. Gene Ontology annotation, molecular function: phosphatidylinositol bisphosphate binding.
UGCAAGUUUCCAAGCAGUGCCAGUCUUCUCCCAACUACCAAAGUGGUUAACAACUUACACCUCAAGUAAGCAAGUGAAGGCGCGAUCGCUCAGUGGAUUACUCACAGCACCUGUGCUCCCCAUUUGUGAUCAUUUACCAGUACUAAUUACCAUCCAAUAAAGAUGACUCUCGUUCAGCCAUCCGGAGAUAUGUGCGUGCAGAUUCGCCAGGAGCUGCGUGAGCCUGACUCGCCCGAUGAGAUUGAGCGCGACAUUGGCCUGAUCCGUGAGUGGCUGGACAAACAGCCCCAUUUGCCAAAAGACAUGGAUGACGGCCGUCUUCGGACAUUCUUGCGUGGAUGCAAAUUUAGCUUGGAGAAGGUGAAGAGGAAACUGGACAUGUACUACACCAUGAGAAACGCCGUGCCGGAAUUCUUCAAUGAUCGCGACAUCGAUCGGCCCGACUUGAAGGAAAUCAUGGACAACUGCCAUAUCCCACCCCUACCCGGACUCACGCCCAACGGCCGCCGCGUGACCAUCUUGCGCGCCCUCGACAAAGACAUCCCCACACCAAACGCCGCCGAAGCCAUGAAGCUCGUCAUGAUGAUCGGAGACAUCCGUCUUCUGGAGGAGUCCGUCGGUGUGGCCGGCGAUGUCUUCAUCUUCGAUGCCGUUGCUGCUUCCCCCAAGCACAUACCCAAGUUCACCCCACAGAUCCUCAAGAAAUUCUUUAUUUGCGUACAGGAAGCCUAUCCGGCUAAAAUCAAGGAAAUCCACGUCAUCAAUGUCUCCCCGUUGGUAGACAGCCUGGUGAAUUUUGUGAAACCAUUCCUUAAGGAGAAGAUUCGCAACCGUAUCUUCUUGCAUAGCAAUAUUGAUGAGCUCUACAAAUAUGUUCCUAAAUCCAUGCUCCCUAGCGAAUAUGGUGGCGAUGCUGGACCUAUUCGUGACAUCAACGAGCAAUGGCGUCAGAAGCUGCGAUCCUACACGCCAUGGUUCAAGGAACAGGAGAAUUCUAAAGCCAAUGAAUCCCUCAGGCCAGGUGCUCCAAAGACUGCUGACGACUUGUUCGGAAUGGACGGAACCUUCCGCAAGUUGACAAUUGAUUAGUUAUGUAGUGAAACAGCCCACAUAAUCAGAUUAUUAAAUACUCCUGAUGGGAUGAAUACAGCCACCAAUAUCACAAAACCUUCAUAGAUCCGAGCCAGAAAACCUUUUCAUCGAACUCUUCAAAUCACAACACACAACACAGAAACUGCAAAACCAUCUCAUAAAAUGAUUAGCAGACGAAACUUCCAACAAGCUUGUAUAUAAACUUAACACAUGAUGUUAGAAUUAAUCAGAAAUUGUCACCCAUUAAUGCACCACAUUUUUUGUUUAUGAUAUCUGCACCCAACCAAUUGCAUAAAUUUUUUAUACAUAUUAUACAUAAUACAUAGAUUAUCAUGUGAUAAUGUGUCGAUUUCUAUAUCAAUCCUUUUUUUGUAUACGUAAAUUUUUGUGACAGAGAAUUUUGGAAUAAAGAUCUUAACCCGUUUCUCAAGGUA